AAACAUCUUUUAAUGUCGCCACCGGUACUUCGCAUCGCUGACCCGGAACGGCCCUUCGAAGUCAUCACUGACGCAAGUGACAUCGCCAUCGGAGCAGUGCUCAUACAGGAUUUCGGCAAUGGGCUUCAACCAAUUGCAUACGAAUCUCGGAAAAUGCAAUCUGCUGAGCGCAACUACCCGGUACACGACAAGGAGAUGCUGGCGAUCGUCCAGGCGUUCAAAAUCUGGAGGUGCUACCUGACUGGAGCAGACGUGACGCCCCUCGAGCCACCUCAACGCCCAUGGCAACACGUAACGAUGGAUUUCGUUACGGGACUACCGGCCGGACCCAGCGGAAACGACACGGUUUUGGUUGUCGUUGACCGAUUGACGAAAAUGGCGCAUUUCGCACCAUGUCGUACAACCAUCACAGCCGAAGAAACAGCGCGCCUAUUCAUCUCGACCGUUGUUCGCCUACAUGGGAUACCAGCAGCAAUCAUUAGCGAUCGAGAUCCGAAGUUCACGUCAAAAUUCUGGCAGGACACGUGGGCUCGGUAUGGCACGCGUCUACAGUUCUCAUCCGCUUAUCAUCCCCAAACGGACGGCCAGACGGAAAGGACAAAUCAAACGAUGGAGCAGCUGAUUCAGACAAACUGCCCCGACCGGAAAAAAUGGGAGGACGUGUUGCCCAUGUUGGAAUUUUCCUACAACAACGCGCCCUCGGCUACGACUAAUCACUCCCCGUUUUAUCUCAAUUACAAGAUGGAUCCUACAGUACCAGUCUCCACCAACGUUGAAAGUCAA
Closterium sp. NIES-67 is the source of this 783-nucleotide messenger RNA. The record is from the annotation of a GenBank genome assembly. NCBI's taxonomy places the organism in Eukaryota, Viridiplantae, Streptophyta, Zygnematophyceae, Desmidiales, Closteriaceae.